UUAUUUUCUUAAUUACCGUUUUAUACACCAAGCAAGGAAUGAAUGUUGCUCGCGGCACCAUUUAUAAGAGAGCGGGCUUUCUUUCUUUCUUUCACAUUCUUUGUUUCCCCUUCACUGUAACGAAACGGUGACGUUCUUCGCCACCGGAACGAAGAAACCAGCCACCGCACCGACGCCAUUGCAGUGCAGAGGCAGAGUCCAGGUCUACAACCUCUCUCUCUGUAUCUCUUUCUCUCUCUAUUCAACGCUUCAGUUUCUAUGCGUUUCGUUACAGUGUGGUUAGCGCUUUUACUUGCUCUUCAACCUUCACAACCGAUUCACUAUUGAACUUUACUCCUCACUAAUUUGCAGUAGAAGCUUGUUCGAGAAUCGUUAUCUUUCCUUUUUUGUGCGUUGAGAUGACUGGAUUAGGUUUUCACGAUAGAGAACUGGAAAGCCAUGGUUUCGCAUUCACAUGUAGAUUAGGGCAAUGAAUUUCAGAUGAAGGGUUUUUUCAAUAGGUUUUUGUAGGGCUACAUUGAAGAGAAGAGAUGGAUGGUGAAGACGUGAGUUCUGGGGCAAAGAAGAGGUCUAAACUGGUUGAAACUGAUGAUAAUGAGCUCAUUGGGUCUAUGUUUAAGGCGAGGAAGCCGCGGGAUGUGAAAAAGAAGGUUAGCUUGGCAACCGAGGGCACUGGUGGUGGUGAAGGCGAGAAUGCUGGCAGUCGUGGGGGGCUACGAGAGGGUUUAGGGGGUUUGGAUGAUACUCUGGCUAACUUUAGAAAGAGGUUGAAGGGUCCUAAGAAAGAGCAGGGAUCUGGAGCUGCAAGAGGGAAGAAAGCUUUUGCCUUGAAUGAGGAUUUGGAUGAAAAGUCUUCGCUGAAUGAGGACAAUGUCUGCGUGGGGCUUGCUGUGGGGGAUGGUGGAUCUGAUUUAGCUAUGGAUAUGAAGAUCAUGGGUAGCUGUGAAGUGAAAUUAGAGGGACCUAAUAUGGAUUUGACAUUGAAGGGAACUGAGGGUCAUGCCUUGUCUGUUGGUGAUUUGGUUGCGAAAGGGUCUAGGAGCACCGCAGAAGAUGAGAAAGGGGUGGGUGUGAUCCAGAAAAGUGAGAGCCAGAAUGUGAAUGAUGGGUUGAGCAUGUGCUGCAAAAGUUCCCCUGAAAUCGCCAAGGGCGUAUGUCAUCCAACCAUUCCUGAUGAGCCGUUAGUUGAUCCCCGUUUCUCAACCAACGCCUGCUAUGGAGGUAGCCAGCAAUUGUCUUGUGUACAACCUGAAGAUAUAUGUUCUCCUUCUGACCAAAAGGUGGCAUUACAAGAAGGAUCUUUCAAUGAUGGCUUAAAGAAGUGUUCUGCCAUGUUGCAUGAUGUUGAAGGUAAAAUCGACACAGUCUCGCUCAGAGAAGUAGGGGAAGGGGUGUGUCGGUUUAGUGAGGGUGAGCUUAAGGACACUUUGCCUGAUGAGCAAGCACAAGUAUGUAAUAGUGCACCAAAACAUGGCGAUUUUACUUAUAUGGACAAAGCAAAGUUGUUCUCCUGUGACUCCGAGCUCUUGACUAAAUCAUCUGAGAAUCUACUUAAUGAAAAUAAUCAUAUGGUUUCUGGAAAAAAUUUCCUGGGAUCCUCAAGAAAUGGAACUCUGAAGCUCUCUGGAUGCCGAACAGAGGUAGAUGAAGAUGUAAAUUCUGAAACUAAGUUUGUUUGUUGGAGAAAUUGCUGUGAUCGUAAUAAUCUAGAUACCAAGGCCGAAACACAUGGUUUUGUUGUAGGUUUCUUUCCUGAAAUAAAUUCUGUAAAUUAUGGUGGUAGUUUAGAUCCUGUGGUGUCAAAUGAAGCCAAUGAAUCUGAAUUGGCUAUUAAGUCAAAUCACCCUGAGAAACCUUCAGAAACAAGUAAUAUUCCAAAGGACUCUAAUUCCUCCAUUCCAAAAUGCACCUCGGUAUUGGAUCCGACUCAACCUUGUAACAAUACAUUUGAAGAGGGUUCCCUUCCAAAUGAUGAUUGUUUCUAUACCAAGAAAGAUACUGAUGGUGCCUCAUCUCAGGGUGCAAUUCCAGAGGAAAAUGAGAAUUGCGAAGAAUAUGCUGUCUCUGGUUCUGAGGUUGCCAAUAAAGAUAAUAAGGCAUCAGCAUCUACGCGCCGGAAGGCUAAGAAGCGUAGGCAUGGAGACAUGGCGUAUGAAGGGGAUGGUGAUUGGGAGGUUUUGAUAAAUGACCAAGCUUUUCUUGAAAGCCAAGGUGGUCUUGAUGGUGAACACAUUCACAGACCGAGAGUGAAGUUUGAUUCCUCUUUGAAUGAUGCUGUUGAUGAGUCUGACAGUGUCGCAGUAGCAGUAUCAGCUGGGCUGAAAGCGCAUGCAGCUGGUCCAGUUGAGAAAAUAAGAUUUAAGGAGAUCUUAAAGCGUAAAGGUGGUCUCCAGGAAUAUUUGAAUUGCAGAAAUCAGAUCUUAAGCCUUUGGAGCAGUGAUGUCACGCGUAUUUUGCCUCUUGCUGACUGUGGGGUUAGUGAUACUCCUUCUGAGGAUGAACCUCCUAAGUCUUCUUUGAUUAGGAAGGUCUAUGCAUUUCUUGACCAAUGUGGUUAUAUUAAUGUUGGAAUUGCCUCACGAAAGGAGAAUGUUGGAAGUAGUGCGAGCCAUAACUAUAAGCUUAUAAAAGAAAAAGGUUUCGAGGAUAGUUCUGCAGCUUCUGUUGCUGACUCUGAAGAUGGUGUGUCCUUUAUUGUUGGUCAGAAUAAAAAGUCAGAUUGCUCCAUAGAGAAUAAGAUUGGUCUUAUAGUAGAUCAUGAAGACCUCACAACUGAAGCUACAGAUGACAGGAGGCAUGUUGAUGUAGUGAUGAUGGAUUUAUCAAACAUGACACAACAUGAAGAAAGAAAGAGUGAUUAUUACCAGGAAAAUGGUGGAAUUGAGGAUGGUUUAAGUGCAAUUAUACAUGGAAAUGUUAGCAGUUCUGAGCAAAGCAAUGAAUCUACACGUGUUAAGUCUGCCUUGGAUGAUCAGAUAGGUAGUCUACUGCAUCCUGAUUCAGAGGCUACAAAGAGAGUAAUUGUCAUUGGAGCUGGUCCUUCUGGGCUAACUGCUGCUCGACACUUGCAACGUCUGGGAUUUCCUGUAACUAUACUCGAGGCAAGGAGUAGGAUAGGAGGCCGAGUGUAUACAGAUCACUCAUCUCUUUCUGUUCCUGUGGAUCUUGGUGCUAGCAUUAUCACUGGUGUUGAGGCUGAUGUGGCUACUGAGAGAAGACCAGAUCCUUCCUCAUUAGUUUGUGCUCAGUUGGGCCUUGAGUUGACAGUGCUGAACAGUGAAUGUCCUCUUUAUGACAUAGGGACGGGACAAAAGGUUCCUGCAGAUAUGGAUGAAGCACUGGAAGCUGAAUUCAAUAGUCUUCUUGAUGACAUGGUAUUGCUUGUCGCCCAGAAGGGUGAACAUGCCAUGCGAAUGUCUCUUGAAGAUGGUCUAGAAUAUGCUCUUCAAAGGCGCCAUUUGGAACGCUUUGGAAGAAAUAAUGAUCAAAUUGAACAAAAUAAUUCUGCAGACAGUCCAUUUGAUUCCAAAAGAGGCACUACCCUGCAAAGAAAAUUGGAAGAGGAGAUUUUGAGUCCUAUGGAGAGGAGGGUUAUGGAUUGGCACUUUGCAAAUUUGGAGUAUGGAUGUGCUGCUCCGCUUAAGGAAGUUUCUCUUCCCUACUGGAAUCAAGAUGACGUGUAUGGAGGAUUCGGAGGAGCUCAUUGUAUGAUUAAAGGGGGUUACAGCUCUGUCGUUGAAUCUUUAGGAGAAGGGCUUGUCAUUCACUUGAACCAUGUUGUAACAAAUGUGUCUUACGGAAGCAAGGAAAAUGGUCAAGGUGAUAAGGUCAGAGUAUCUACAUCAAAUGGCAAUGAUUUCUUUGGAGAUGCUGUUCUGAUUACUGUUCCAUUAGGCUGUUUGAAGGCUGAAACUAUAAAAUUCUCUCCCCCUUUGCCGGCAUGGAAACAGUCUUCUAUUCAGCGCCUUGGAUUUGGAGUUCUCAAUAAAGUGGCAUUGGAAUUUCCUCACGUGUUUUGGGAUGAUGCUGUUGACUACUUUGGAGCAACAGCUGAGGAGGCGAGCAAAAGAGGCCACUGCUUUAUGUUCUGGAAUGUCAGGAAGACAGUCGGAGCUCCAGUCCUCAUAGCAUUAGUGGUUGGGAAGGCAGCCAUAGAUGGUCAGAAUUUGAGUUCUUCUGAUCAUGUUAACCAAGCAUUAAUGGUUCUUCGGAAACUUUUUGGGGAUGCUUUUGUACCCGAUCCUGUUGCACAUGUUGUGACUGAUUGGGGCAGGGAUCCUUUUAGUUAUGGUGCUUACUCUUAUGUUGCCAUUGGAGCAUCAGGAGAAGACUAUGAUAUAUUAAGGAGGCCAGUUGAUAACUGCCUGUUUUUUGCUGGUGAAGCGACCUGCAAAGAGCAUCCUGAUACCGUUGGUGGUGCGAUGAUGAGUGGACUCCGGGAAGCUGUGCGCAUAAUUGACUUAUUUAGCACCGGAAAUGAUUAUACUGCUGAGGUGGAGGCAAUGGAGGCUGCACAGGGACAGUCAGAAACUGAAAGAGAUGAAGUUAGGGGUAUAAUAAAGAGACUUGAUGCAGCAGAGUUUUCUAAUGUAUUGUACAAGAAGUCUGUGGAUGGUGCUCGAAUCUUGAGUCGGGAAGUUUUGCUUAGGGACUUGUUCUUCAAUACAAAAACCAAUGCUGGGCGCUUGCAUGUAGCCAAACAAUUGCUGACUCUUCCUGUUGAAACCUUAAAAUCCUUUGCUGGGUGUAAAAAGGGGUUGACCAUUCUCCACUCAUGGAUACUGGACUCAAUGGGGAAGGAUGGCACCCAACUCUUGCGGCACUGCGUUCGUCUUCUUGUGCGAGUUUCAACUGAUUUACUUGCUGUGCGGUUAUCAGGCAUCGGGAAAACAGUGAAGGAAAAAGUCUGUGUACAUACUAGCCGUGAUAUUCGUGCUAUUGCAAGCCAGUUGGUUAGUGUAUGGCUUAAAGUCUUCCGCAAGGAAAAAGUAUCUAAUGGAGGACUAAAGCUGUCAAGACAAGCAACUGCUGUAGAUAUAUCAAAGAGAAAAUUUACGAGAGAUCCAGCAUCAGGAAAGCCACCCCUGAGUACACAUCAUAGUACCUUUGAGAAUAAAGGAGGCAUGCUAACUCCUGCAAAUAAUUCACCUUCCAUUGCACAUGUGAAGAAAUCACAUGGCAAGCAAGGAAGACAGCAAGCGGCAGAUGACUUGAAGCAUGAUGUCAGUUCUUCCAUGUCCCAAGGUUCAACGGGUGCUGAGGUGAAGGACAACCACUGUGCUAUGUCUGAAGAAGAACUGGCUGCUAUAGCUGCUGCAGAAGCUGCUUGUGCAAAAGCACUUGCUGCUGCCGAGGCAUAUGCCUCAGCAGAAACUAGGUGCAGUACACUACUCCAGCUUCCGAAGAUACCCUCUUUCCUCAAAUUUGCUAGACAGGAACAAUAUUCCCAAAAUGACGAGAGUGAUAUUAGGAAAAAGGGGCCUGGUGGUGUUUUGGGAAGGCAAGAUUGUAUUUCAGAGAUUGAUUCUAGAAACUGCAGAGUUAGAGAUUGGUCUGUAGAUUUCUCUUCUGCUUACGUUAACCUUGAUAAUUCCAGAAUGUCAGUUGAUAACCUCUCACAGCGGAGCCAUUCAAAUGAGAUUGCCAGUCAUUUGAAUUCCAGAGAGCACUCGGGAGAAAGUGCUGCUGUGGACAGCAGUAUAUACACAAAAGCUUGGAUUGACGCAGCUGAAGGUGUGGGAAUGAAGGACUAUCAUGCCAUUGAGAGAUGGCAAUCUCAGGCAGCUGCAGCACAUUCUGAUUCUUCUAAUCCAACCAUACAUUUGAAGGAUGAAGAGGAUUCAAAUGCCUGCUCUAGGCUACCCAGCUGGAAGCAGGAUGGUAUGGCAAAUGAAAGCUCUAUUUCACAGGUUACUGUGAAUAAGGAGAUUUCAAAAUGUCAUUCUCAAGGAGUAGAGCAUAUUAAACAGGCUGUUGUGGAUUAUGUUGCGUCUCUACUGAUUCCCCUUUAUAAGACGAGAAAACUAAAUAAAGAUGGAUACAAGGCUAUAAUGAAGAAAAGUACAACCAAGGUCAUGGAGCAAGUCACAGAUGCAGAAAAAGCCAUGGCUGUUCAUGAGUUUCUGGAUUUCAAGCGGAAGAAUAAGAUUCGCUCCUUUGUGGACAAAUUGAUUGAGAGACAUAUGGAAAAGAAAUGUGAUGUGAAAUCUUAAUGUUCUUCGGAUGGAUUGGCUUCUACCCAGUUGCAUUUCUGUGUUACGAUUCCCGAAAUCUGUUUCUUCUUCAAACUUCAGUUCUCACAGUUUUGGUGGUCCUGUGCAUGCCAUAGCACUUCAAUCUGCUAACGUAAGUGCUCCGGAAGGUUUCAUUUAUGCACAGAUAACAUUUUGAGCCCAAACCAAGUGGGCUCUAUGGAAAAUGCAAAUUUCACCUUGCAAUCUUGAGGUUGAACAGAAUAUUGAAGGUGGAGUACUCUGCAAACAGACGUUGCUAUUUUGUAUUCAAGCUCAAUGCACUCCAAUUGUAUCCUCUAGAUGACUGGCUUCUGGAUGUUUGAAGAUGGCAACCGAUUCCAUUCAUCCAUCAUAUCUAAUUGAGGCUGUACCUCUUAGGGUUGAAAACUUGAUACCCCAUUUUUAUUAAAGGUUUUUUUUUUGUGGUCGGGGCAUUACUUGACCUUACCAAUUCCUACCAUUUGUACAGCUUAGGAUUAUUUCAGCGAUCCAAAUCAUACAUGUGAAUUUCAUACUGUCUUCUCAGAACACAAAUUGUUCUGAUUUUUACAAGUUUAAUUAACAUAA
Molecule: messenger RNA, 6800 nt
Organism: Lotus japonicus
Lineage: Eukaryota; Viridiplantae; Streptophyta; Magnoliopsida; Fabales; Fabaceae
Product: lysine-specific histone demethylase 1 homolog 3-like
Exons: 8
Coding region: 531-6212 (1893 amino acids)
Molecular function (GO): protein binding; oxidoreductase activity
Source: RefSeq, a predicted model, not a curated record